AUGGUGCAAAACGUGUACGUGUCGGCCGUCACGCCAGACAACAUAAGUCGCACGGAGCUACUCGCCUGGGUCAACGACACGCUGCAGAGCAGCUUCGCGAAGAUUGAAGAAAUGUCGACGGGGACUGCCUACUGCCUCUUCACCGAUGUGCUCUUCUCGGCGUCGAUUCCAUUGAAAAGGGUGAAGUGGAACAGCAAGAACGAGGUCGACCACAUCAACAACUGGAAAAUUCUGCAAACCAGCUGGAAAACACUUGGGAUUGACAAGCCUGUGCCCGUUGAGAAGUUGCUGAAAGCGAAAUUCCAAGACAACUUCGAGUUUCUCCAAUGGUUCAAGAAGUUCUUUGAUGCCAACUACGAUGGACACGAGUACGACCCAGUGGCUGCUCGGGGUGGAGAGGCACUACCUCUUGGUGGAAAGGGUGCCCCAAAGCCCGUCGCUCGGGCUGCUCCAGCCCCACGACUCGCCCCCGCUGCCCGACCAACUCCUGCUACUCAACGACCUGCUACAUCGCAACCUGCUCCUAAGCAGGCAUCCAUUGCACCGACACGAGCCACCAAUGGAAACAGCAAGCCGAGCGAGACGGAUUUGAAGUUGAUCGAAGAGCUGAAGACAAAGAAUGCCGACCUCGAAGCGCAGGUCUCCGAAUGUUUCGACAGCAUCUCUGCCAUCGAACAAGAACGCAACUUUUAUUUCGAGAAGCUCAGAAAAGUUGAGGACUUGUGUAACGCUGAGGAGGGUGAUUUGGUCAAGAAGAUUCUGAACAUUCUCUAUGAAACCGAUAACGGAGAAGCACAAGAAGGAUGCGAACCAAAAGCAGAAAACGGAGAGCAGCACACCGAGCAACACGCCGAGCUGGUAGCUGCGCACGACGAUGACGAGGCAACGUUC
Molecule: messenger RNA, 891 nt
Organism: Mesorhabditis belari
Lineage: Eukaryota; Metazoa; Nematoda; Chromadorea; Rhabditida; Rhabditidae
Source: the annotation of a GenBank genome assembly